This is a messenger RNA of Spea bombifrons (plains spadefoot toad), 1265 nucleotides long. RefSeq names its product ST3 beta-galactoside alpha-2,3-sialyltransferase 2 (gene ST3GAL2). The transcript is spliced from 6 exons. Lineage: Eukaryota; Metazoa; Chordata; Amphibia; Anura; Pelobatidae. The record is from RefSeq and is a predicted model, not a curated record. The coding region runs from base 107 to 1174 and encodes 355 amino acids. Gene Ontology annotation, molecular function: beta-galactoside (CMP) alpha-2,3-sialyltransferase activity.
CAGAUGUCGGCUCUUCUGGGAUCGGGUUUAUAGCAGCACCUCGGUGGAUGCCUGUGCUGGGGGCAGGUGGGACACACUGUCCGGGUCCCUUCAUAAGGACUCCUUCAUGGCUGAUAUCAGGAUGAGGUGCAGCUUGCGAGUAUGGCUCUUCAGCACCUCGGUCCUUCUCUUUAUCAUGUCCCUGCUCUUCACUUACUCGCAAAACAGCACAGACACUCCAGCCUAUUCGGAGUUAACGGGCUGGGUGUCCUCAGAGGGGCACCCAGUCCGUCUCAUGCCAGGAUAUGCCGGGGCUAGGAACAGACCACUGCCGCUACUGCCAAAAAACUGCUCGUGCCGCCACUGCCUUCGGCAGCCAGGGCACUCGGCGUGGUUCGACAGUCACUACGAUCCUGCUAUCUCUCCUGUUUGGACCCAGGAGAACCAAGAGCUGUCUCCAGAAGUCCAGCGCUGGUGGAUGAUGCUUCAGCCCCAGUUCAGGUCUCAUAACACCCUGGAGAUCCUGUCCCAGUUAUUCCAAAUCAUCCCGGGUCAGAACCCGUACCUGCAGCAAGACCCCCUGACCUGCCGCCGCUGCGCUGUGGUGGGGAAUUCGGGCAAUCUCCGAGGAUCCGGCUACGGAAAGGAAAUUGACAGCCACAACUUCAUCAUGAGGAUGAACCAGGCCCCCACACUGGGAUACGAGGUCGAUGUCGGAGCCCAAACCACUCAUCAUUUCAUGUACCCAGAAAGUGCCAAAAACCUCCCUGCCAACGUCAGCUUUGUGCUGGUACCAUUCAAAGCUCUGGAUCUGCUGUGGAUCACGAGUGCCCUGUCCACAGGGCAGAUCCGCUUCACCUACGCCCCUGUGAAGGCUUUCCUGCGUGUAGACAAGGACAAGGUCCAGAUCUAUAACCCCGCUUUCUUCAAGUACAUUCACGACCGCUGGACGGAACACCAUGGCCGCUACCCCUCCACCGGCAUGCUGGUGCUAUUCUUUGCGCUACACGUCUGUGACGAGGUGAAUGUUUUCGGCUUUGGCGCAGACAGCCGGGGGAACUGGCACCACUACUGGGAAAAUAACCGCUAUGCCGGCGAGUUCCGCAAGACCGGGGUUCACGAUGCAGACUUUGAGGCGCAAAUCAUUGACACUCUUGUCCGAGAAGGCAAAAUGAACGUGUUUCGCAGCACAUGAGGACCGCUGCGUCCCGUCUGCCCGUGGACAUUCCUUCACAAACUGCUUGCAGAUCAGUGAGCUUGUUACAGAAGGUGCCAUUUUGUGUGUU